Carassius carassius (crucian carp) is the source of this 2189-nucleotide messenger RNA. RefSeq names its product putative aminopeptidase W07G4.4. Gene Ontology annotation, cellular component: cytoplasm. The transcript is spliced from 16 exons. Gene Ontology annotation, biological process: proteolysis. Bases 1 to 1665 code for a protein of 554 amino acids. Gene Ontology annotation, molecular function: manganese ion binding; metalloaminopeptidase activity. The record is from RefSeq and is a predicted model, not a curated record. Lineage: Eukaryota; Metazoa; Chordata; Actinopteri; Cypriniformes; Cyprinidae.
AUGACAACGACAAAUAAAUAUUUUAAAUAUGAGAAGGAUUUCAGUUUGCCAUGUCAGCAACAAGAAACUGUAUUUCUAGAUGUUUCAUUGGGUACCACAUGUUGUGGAAUUAUAAUAAUAAUCUCCUCUCUGUCUUUGCUUCAUUGCAUUGUCCAGCCUCUCCAGUGCACCACUGACUGCAAGGACCAGAAUUUUGAUGGCAUAAUCUUGAUAUGCCAAAGUUAUGAGCAGCUUCCUGACGAGCUGGAGUGUUUGAAAGCACCAUUACAGGACUACAGUGCAGUGGACUGUUGUGCUGGUGAAGAGGUCGUGGUGGUCAAGGUUCCUGGUCUCUCUGGAAACAGACUGGUGUUUGCCUGCACCGGUCCGGUGAAUCGGGACUAUGAUGAUGUCCGGCGCUUCAGUGAUGCUGCUACUAAUGGCAUUAAGAGGGCUCUGAAAGCUGGCAUGAAGCGCCCUCUGCUGGUUUGUCCUCCACACAGUAGCUAUGCAAAGAGCACCUUGGUGGCUGUUCUAGGAGCCCUGCAUGUUCUCUACUCACCUUUAGAGGUGAGGGAGCACAAGUUGUCCCCUCAUAAGGUGGCUGUGCUGGGCGUCUGGGCGAAGAAUCGGACGCAGGGAGAAGCCAUUACUGAGCUGGCCACUGCUCUGGAGAGCGGCAGGUUUGUCUAUCGUGACAUCGGUGGCUCUGACCCGGAGCGGAUGGCUGCCCCUCGGGUAGCUGAGUAUGUGCAAGCAGUUUUCAAGGAUACUCCUGUAACGGUGACGGUAGUGAGUCAUUUGAAUACUCUGGAGAAGGAGUAUCCCUGUUUGGCUGCGGUCAACCGCUGUGCUAACACUGUGCCGCGCCACCAGGCCCGAGUGAUCAAGCUGCUCUACUGCGGAGAAGGACCAAUUCAACAGACCGUGAUGGUUGUUGGCAAGGGCAUCACGUAUGACACCGGUGGAGCUGACAUCAAGGCCGGAGGAAUCAUGGCUGGAAUGCACAGGGAUAAAUGUGGAUCUGCGGCGGUUGCUGGCUUCUUCCAGAUCUUAGCCAAGCUGAAGCCCAAACACCUGAAGGUUGUGGGUGCAAUGGCAAUGGUGCGAAACAGUGUCGGAUCUGAUUGCUAUGUAGCGGACGAGUUAGUAGUGUCUCGUGCUGGUCCACCUCAGCAUAUCAUUUUAAAAGACCUUCUGAGUUUGAGCAGCACAUUUCAAUACUUAAGUAAAGCAUUGGAGGAAGUGUCUCCUCAUCUCUUCACUAUAGCCACUCUGACAGGACAUGCUGUCAGAGCCAUGGGACCACAUUACUCUAUCAUAAUGGAUAACGGUGCUGCUCACCACUCAGGAAACGCUCUGCAGUGGCAGAAAGCGGGAGAGGUGCUGGGAGAUCUGUUCGAGGUGUCCACCAUUCGUCGGGAGGAUUACGAGUUCCACAAAGGGAAGUCUGAGUAUGAGGAAAUCCUGCAGUCCAAUAACCUGCCCUCAUCCGCCACACCACGUGGACACCAGACACCCGCUGCCUUCCUCAUCAUGGCUUCUGGACUGGAUAAGCAUGGAAUGGACUCGGACAAACCUCUGCCUUACUCCCACAUCGACAUUGCUGGAUCCAGCGGCCCUUUCCCUGGUGUCCCAACAGGCACCCCAAUUCUUGCCAUGGCGACCAAGUACCUGGAGCUUUAAAUACACGUCCAAGGAUUUUUCUGAUGUUUCAUUAUUUCAGUUAUUUCCGUCUUGUGCCAUUUAUCUGUUAAUGGCUUUCAUAUCUGCUCCAUCUGACACUGUAUGUGUUCAUGUAAAACUGGGAUAAAUCAUGACCUUUGCUCCUUUCAUCCUUCCAUGAUUAACUGUCCAUUUUAUAAUUUUGUUGCUGCUCCAUAUUUACAUAAAUGCAUUUCUUCACGUCCUUAAAAACCUCUACGCUCCUCUUAUUCAAAUUGCAAAACCAUCAAUUCCCAUUUUUUUUAGUACUGUGCAGGUUUUCCGUUUCCGAUUAGCAUUUAAUGAGUGAAUUUAAUAUAGUGAAUUAACCAAACCAAAGUAACCUUACAGUUUCUCAGUCGAUCAGACAUGAAAGAGGAGCUGGGGAAGUUGAGCCAGUGAUUGAUAUUGAAUUGCAACUGUGAGAAUACAACAUAUUGUAUAACUGCCCAUUUUGUAGAAAAGCGUAAUGAAAAAUGAAUAAAAGCAUUUUGGCAAAAAAACAA